Molecule: messenger RNA, 1023 nt
Organism: Trachymyrmex cornetzi
Lineage: Eukaryota; Metazoa; Arthropoda; Insecta; Hymenoptera; Formicidae
Exons: 3
Coding region: 1-1023 (340 amino acids)
Source: RefSeq, a predicted model, not a curated record
AUGACCAGGAGUUUCAUUGGGGCGAAUCCGGGUAUUUUAUUCACGAGAGCAGACAAAGGGAAUGUUACUGUAGCCAUUGAACAAACUGAAUACAAACAAAAAAUGCUCAAUAUGCUUGAAGACAGCAACACGUAUACAGUAAUGAAUAGGGAUCCGACUAGGAAACUUACUGAAUCAGUUAGAAUGUUGUUGACGAAAUGGAAAAAAUGUGAAUACAUUGAUUCAAAAUUGUACAGGAAAUUGUACUGCAGUGAUGGGAUAUUGCCGAGGAAAUUUGGAACACCCAUGGGCUCUCCGUUGUCUCCCAUCAUUGCAGAUCUGGUUAUGGAAGAUUUAGAAAAUUAUGCUUUGGAGAGAUUUGGAACUGAGGUACCUUUUUACUUUAGAUAUGUAGACGAUAUCGUGACUGCUAUUCCAAAUCACUUAAUUAACGAAUUUUUAAAAGUUUUCAACUCCUUUCAUUCAAGGUUACAGUUCACUUUGGAGGUUGGGGGUAACAGGACUUUAAGACAAACAGACAAACCGAAGACUGAUACUUCAACCUCGUCAUGGUUUACCAUUCCUUUUCUACCUUGCGUUUACAAAAAAUUCAAGAACAUCAUUAAAAAUCUGGAUGUUAAAUUGUCGUUCUUCAGUUUAAAUAAAAUGGACGGUAUUAUAAAAGCGCAAAAGGAUGUUCUUCCUCAUGAAUCUAGGAAGAAUGUGGUUUACAAGAUAAAUUGCAAAGAUUGCAAUGCUUCUUAUGUCGGACAGACUAGCCGUAAAUUAAAGACGAGAAUUAACGAACAUAAAAAUGAUAUUAAUAGGAAGAACGGUAAUAUGUCAGUAAUUUCUGAACACAGAUUACAAUUCCAACAUGAAUUUGAUUGGUCGAAUACUGAGAUUUUGGAUGAUGAGAGAUAUUAUGGGAAAAGGAUGGUGUCUGAAAUGCUUAAUAUCAAGAUGCAAGAUAAUGGCUUAAAUUUGAAAUCAGAUACUGAGUUCUUACACCAUGCAUAUACAAGCAUAAUUGAUAAAUUUUGA